AUGGAUCCACCCCCUCAACCUUUAAGUGUAUUGCCCAAUAUUGAACAAAAGCACAUUGAUCAAAAACAAGAAGACAUGUUCAGUAUUGAGCAAGAAUACUUUGAGCAAGGAGAAGAAGACAUGAAUCAAUUCAAUCUCUCAGCGGGCAUAGAAGAAAUUGACUCACCAUGGGCAAAACAUCCUCAAGAAUUGUUAGCCACUGAACCAACGAUAUUUUAUUUUGUACCAAAUUCUAUCGCUAUGUAUGAUAUAGACAUAAACUAUGAAGACUUUCAACAGUAUAUACCAGAAGAAAAAGCUUAG
Molecule: messenger RNA, 303 nt
Organism: Cetraspora pellucida
Lineage: Eukaryota; Fungi; Glomeromycota; Glomeromycetes; Diversisporales; Gigasporaceae
Source: the annotation of a GenBank genome assembly